This is a messenger RNA of Crotalus tigris (Tiger rattlesnake), 2688 nucleotides long. It is a transcript of the gene IL1RAP, whose product is annotated as interleukin 1 receptor accessory protein. Lineage: Eukaryota; Metazoa; Chordata; Lepidosauria; Squamata; Viperidae. The record is from RefSeq and is a predicted model, not a curated record. The transcript is spliced from 11 exons. The coding region runs from base 503 to 2230 and encodes 575 amino acids. Gene Ontology annotation, biological process: signal transduction. Gene Ontology annotation, molecular function: interleukin-1 receptor activity.
GGGGUCGGUCGGGCGCUGGGUCGGUCGGACGCUGACCGGGCGGCUGAGCGGCGCCUCGCUCUCCGGCGGCGGACGGGCGGCAGGAGCGGCCGGCGGCUUCGGCCUCGCCGGAGGGGAGAAGCACCCAGGUCGGGGACGAUCCGCAGACCCGGCGGCGGGAAGAGGAGGCGGGGGGCGGCGGCUGCGCGACCGAUGGGCAAAGGAGCCGUCCGGCCUUUCCCGGACGGCGUGGGGCUGGAGGCCACGUCGCGAGGCUGAACCCGGCAGGCCCGCAGGAGGUUCCUGGCGGCGGGUUGGAAGGGACGCUCCCCCCCGAGGUCAUCUAGUCGGACCCCCUCCCGCCCCCCACCUCGGAGCUGCCGCGUUUGGGCGGCUUUCCCUUCCCCGCAGCUGGGAGCCUCAGCCCCGGGGAUGCCGCCGCCGCCGCCGCUGGCCGCUCGCCCGGAGGAGCCUUCGCCUUCGCCUUGAUGCCUCCGGCGCUUCCGAAGACAGCUCCGCCAGGAUGAGGCCCCACCAUGUCGUCCUGGUCGCUCUCUGCCUCCGGGCUCCCGGCCUGCUGCUCAGCACCUCCGAGCGCUGCGACGACUGGGGGGUCGACACCAUGAAGCACAAGCCGGUCUACAGCGGGGAGCCGGCCAAGAUCAAGUGCCCGCUCUUUGUGGCUUUUGUGAAGCACAACUACAGCACGGCCCACGCGGCCGGCCUGACCCUCAUCUGGUACCGGAUCGGGCUGGGCCAGGACCUGGAGGAGCCCAUCAACUUCCGCCACCCCGACAACCACAUCAGCAAGGAGAAGGACAUGCUGUGGUUCCGCCCGGCGCUGCUGAACGACACGGGGAACUACACCUGCAUGCUCAGGAACGCCAGCUACUGCAGCAAAAUUGCCGUCCCCCUGGAGGUGGUCAGCAAGGACCCCGGCUCCUGCCUCAGCGAAGCGGUCAAGCCAGAAACGGUGCUCAUGUACUUCGACGCGGUCAAGCAGAACCUCACCUGCCCGGAGGUGGAGAGCUUUCUUCCAGCUGGCAUUGAGCCCCAGGUCCGGUGGUACAAGGAUUGCUACCUCAUGAAAUAUGACUAUCCUGAUCGGAUCCCCAAUGGCCUCAACCUCACUUUUGCCAUUACCUAUGAAGCAUACGAGGGCAAGUAUACCUGCGUGGCGAGUUACUGGGAAAACAGCCGGGAUUUUUCUCUGACGCGGACGAUGAGAGUCAAGGUGGUAGGAUCACCGGAAAAAUCAACGCCCCCCGUGAUCACCUCCCCAACCAAGUGGAUCGCCUAUGACCUCAAGCCAGGUGAACAACUGCUUCUCCGUUGUGAGGUGAUGUUCACGUUCCUGGAGGACUCUCCACAGGAGGUCUGGUGGGUCAUUGAUGGAAAACCCUCGGAUGACGUCACCGACCUCAAGUUCAACGUGACCCAAACCGAGUCCCCCUUAUCGAUCGGGGGCACCAAAAUCGAAAAGUAUCUGUUUGUGCCCCGCAUGACGGAGAAAGAUUUGAAACGCAACUUCACCUGCUUCGCCCAGAACAACCGGGGCCUCGUGCACGCCCAGGCGGUCGUGAGGAUGAAACCCCCAGUGUUGAGAUACACCGUGGAGCUGGCCUGCGGUCUGGGGGCCACCGUGCUGCUGGUGGUCAUCCUGACCAUCAUUUACCACUUCUACUGGCUGGAAAUGGUCCUCUUCUACCGGGCUCACUUUGGGACUGACGAAACCAUCCUCGACGGGAAGGAAUACGACGUCUACGUCUCCUACGCCAGGAACACGGAAGAAGAGGACUUCGUGCUGCUCACCCUUCGGGGUGUUUUGGAGAAUGAGUACGGCUACAAGCUCUGCAUUUUCGACCGAGACAGUCUCCCUGGGGGAAUUGUCACGGAUGAAACCCUGAGCUUCAUCCAGAGAAGCCGGCGCCUGUUGGUUGUGUUCAGCCCCAACUACGUCCUGCGGGGCACCCAGGCCUUGCUGGAGUUUAAGGCCGGCCUGGAGAACAUGGCUUCUCAGGGCACCAUCAAGGUGAUCCUGGUCCAGUACAAGCCCGUCAAGAAGAGCCAGGUGAAGGAGCUCCGCCGAGCCAAGACGGUGCUGACCGUCAUUAAGUGGAAAGGGGAGAAGUCCCGAUACCCAUCGGGGAGGUUUUGGAAGGAGCUGCUGGUCAAACUGCCGGUGAAGAGCAGAACCAAGAACCUUUGGGGUCAACAAGAGCUCAUCGGCCUUUCGCCCAAAGGCGUCUAAGGAAGGGAGAGGCCAGGAACCCAAAGCUGGGCUGGAAAGAGGAGAGGAGUGGGCUAGCUCUGGGGUCUCUGGCAAUCCGUGCUCCCCCCUCCGGCAGGGCUCCUGCUGUUUGAAGAUGCCCCAUCUGCAGAGUUGCCCGUCACGCCUCCUGCAAAUUGCAUCAACCCGGCUUGCCGGAGGGCCGAGGCAAGGUGCACGGCCGGGGUCCCUGGCGCAGUGAGUGCAAGGAUGCACCUCGUGUCGCUUGUCCCCCUUUCCCACUGCCACACACCCGUGAGGUGUCCCCCGUGUUCUUCGUCCAGAGACAGGAGAACAGAAGUCCUCCUGGGGCUUCAAAGGUGCUUUUUUUGGGAGAUUCUUGUUUUUCUUUGAAGGCCUUUCGCUUCCCAUCCCAGAAGCUUCUUCAGCUCUGACUGGAUGGUGGGGAAAUGGGAGGAUUUAUACUCCUUGCAGACGGC